AUGGCAGAUCAAAAGCAAAGAAUCACUACCCUCCUAUUCGAUUGUGACAAUACCCUCGUUCUCUCCGAAGAGAAAGCCUUCGAAGCAUGUGCUGAAUUGGCCAAUGAAAUUCUGGAAAGCAAGGGGAAACCCGAGCGAUACACAGGAGCUCAAUUGAUGGCAGAUUUCGUCGGCCAAAACUUCCGCGGCAUGAUCACAAACUUGAAGAAUAUAUACAAAUAUGAAAUGGAUGAUGCGACAUUGGAUUCUUAUGUGCAACGCGAAUUGACUGCUGUCAUCAGAUCGUUGAAGGGGAACCCAGAUGAGAGCGGCAAGCCAACUAAGGAGAUUGUGCAACCUUGUGAAGGUGUUGACGCCGAGUUGAAGAAACUCGCGGACGCCAAGAAGCCCGAUGGGUCGAGCAAAUACUUGAUGAGUGUCGUUAGCUCGAGUGCUUACCCCCGGGUCUACGUGUCUGUUGACUUGACCAAUCAACUGCAAUACUUCGAAGACCCAAAGCCAAAGGAUGCUCCAAAAGCAGACCCAAAUUCUUUACCAAAGGAGGAAUCAAGAGUGCGUGUAUUCUCCGCCGCGACCUCUAUGAGAAAGCCAUUGUCAAAACCCGAUCCUGCUGUUUACAUCCAUGCCAUGCAAAGACUUGGAUUCAUCACCGCCAAGAAGUCAGAUAUCGGGUUGGUGGAGCCUGGAUCCGAGGAGCAAUAUGACCAAGAGUGGGCCAAAUACUCAUUGGAUCCUAAGGAGUGCGUUGCUGUUGAAGACAGCAAGUCAGGUGCAACAGCUGCCGUUGCUGCCGGUAUCCCAACGAUCGGCUACACCGGUAGCUACCCCGAGGAAGAAGUUGAGGAGAAGACAAAAAUUCUCUUAGAUGCUGGUGUUGCUGUCAUGAUGAAGCACUGGUCUGAGUUUGAGAAAUGUCUGGCCGAAGUUGAGGCUGGAGCUCAAAACACCAAGCCUGCAAAGAAAUAA
Molecule: messenger RNA, 966 nt
Organism: Glarea lozoyensis ATCC 20868
Lineage: Eukaryota; Fungi; Ascomycota; Leotiomycetes; Helotiales; Helotiaceae
Product: HAD-like protein
Exons: 2
Coding region: 1-966 (321 amino acids)
Source: RefSeq, a predicted model, not a curated record